UGAAAGUCCCGUACUGGAACCAAAUAAUGCGCUUCUAAUUCAAGAGGAUGGCUAAUAGUUUGUUGAGAUUUGACGCUCACAGCAUUUUAAAUUCAUUUGGACAUAGUACGACGUCGCUGUUCUAGGUAAAUAAUUCUUCUGGUUGGACUGUUCUGUUAUGAACCCCUUAUCACAGCAACAUAGUGUAGCUAGUAUUGGAAGCUUGUUGGGCAAUUUGCCUUUACAAGGAGAUUCAAGUUUACAACAAAAAACUCCACUUAUUUCUGGGGGUUCAGUCAAUCUUAACUUACAUGCGUCUGACAAUGCCGCCAGUAUUCCAGGCAGAACACCUUGUACUCCGCUCACUUUAUCUACUCCGUUGCAAGACCGAGAUGGUGCAAUCCCGGUACCCCAAUUACAGAAUAUUGUAUGUACCGUAUAUUUAGGAUGUAAAUUAAAUUUGAAGAAUAUAGCACUUAGUGCUCGAAAUGCUGAAUAUAAUCCAAAACGUUUUGCUGCCGUUAUAAUGCGUAUACGUGAACCUCGAACAACUGCUUUGAUUUUUUCUUCUGGUAAAAUGGUGUGUACAGGUGCAAAAAGUGAAGAGCAAGCAAGACUAGCUGCAAGAAAAUAUGCUCGUAUUAUUCAAAGGCUUGGAUUUGAAGCUCAUUUCAAAGAGUUCAAAAUUCAAAAUAUGGUUGGUUCAUGUGAUGUCCGCUUUCAUAUACGUCUUGAAGGUUUAGUAUUGUCACAAGGUCAAUUUGCAACGUAAGUUCUUAUGGUGUUUUCUUUUCCUUUACUUAAUAAGGAUGUUUUUUGUGGCAACUUAAAGAACAAUAGCUGAACUAGUAAUUAAGCCUGUUUCAAGGGAGGCACCAAAUACAUAUGCGCCACACAAAUCUCAUCCGAUAUGUGUGAGGGCUGUGAUACUGCCCGGGUGCCCAAACCGAAGCAGGUGGUUUUCUUAGGGGGCCACUCCCCGAGCCUUCGACCUUAAGGUCUAAUCCACAAGGCAGUGGAGCAUCGUAAGGAGAUGCAGUCCCAUGGAAGCCGGUGACCAACAAUUGGUUCAUACGCUAUUUGUUCCCGCAGGAUACUGGAGCCCAUGUGCACCAUUGAUUUGGAAUCCGGUUAAAGCGCCGGACAUUCUCUUGUUUCAGUGUUUAUUGAAACAUUUAGUAUUUUUCCGUCAAUAAAAAACUAGACGAUUUUCCUAUCUGCAACUGUACCAAGUUUUUUCUCUAUAAUAGAAUAUUUACUACUACUCACAAAAUCUUUCUAUUCUCUAUCGUUUUAUGUUUCAAAAGACUUAAGGUUUCUCUCAUUUCAAAUUGAAUAAAGAAACUUGUAUCUGAAUACAAAAUUUACCAUUUAUUAAUCAUUCUGAAUAAUAGAAUGAGAGUAUAGAACCUAAAUCAAUACUCCUAGAAUCCAUUAUCUGUGUUUCACAAUAUGCCAUACAAUUCAGAAUAGCACUUCAAAUAUGAGCCAGAAUUAUUCCCUGGGUUAAUUUAUCGUAUGACUAAACCAAAAAUAGUCUUAUUAGUCUUUGUUUCUGGGAAGAUUGUUUUAACAGGAGCAAAGGUUCGUGAAGAAAUUUAUGAAGCUUUUAAUAACAUUUAUCCAAUUUUGAAAAAUUUUAAAAAAUCUGACAAAGAUCCUAGAGCUCUUACAUCAUCAUCAAAUUAUAUGCAUCCAUUAACUUGAACUAAAUAUAAACGUUCAGUUGUUCUUCGCCAGGAUGUUUGUUUUUUUUUCUUACUAAGAUUUAAAGUAAACCACCGACAUCGUAAAAUACUUUUGUUUCUCAGCUUUUACCAAUUGAAUUAGUUAUAUUAACAGCAUUAAAACUUAACUCUAUGAAACAACAAAUUGUAUAUUUUUUUUCAAAAUUCAUGGUUUAUUUAAACAUUCGACAUAUGAAGAUUUUCUGUGCAUCCCUUACUAUUUUUUCAAGUGUUUCUUUAUUAUCUGUUGACAUUUAAUUUUUGACGUCAAUAGUUUUUGAGUAUUGUAUUUGCUGUUAUUGUGUAUAUUAUUAAAAUUAGUGGUAUUAUUACUACUUGUUGACUUAUUUUACAGUGUGUAAGUACAGUUUAAUGUACUUGACCGUGAACCACACAAUAAAAGAGAUGAUAGCAACCCCGAUGGUUAGAGACCCUGGAUGGCAUGGCUCAAAAUUGUUUGCAAUGGCGCAGGCGCAUCCACUCUUUGUGUUCUCCCAAAUUUUGAUCUCCUUAUUCCUCCUUGUCUUUUUU
Molecule: messenger RNA, 2237 nt
Organism: Schistosoma curassoni
Lineage: Eukaryota; Metazoa; Platyhelminthes; Trematoda; Strigeidida; Schistosomatidae
Source: the annotation of a GenBank genome assembly